Messenger RNA from Oreochromis aureus, 1794 nucleotides. Its product is annotated as scavenger receptor cysteine-rich type 1 protein M130-like. Gene Ontology annotation, cellular component: membrane. The transcript has 9 exons. Bases 1 to 1794 code for a protein of 597 amino acids. NCBI's taxonomy places the organism in Eukaryota, Metazoa, Chordata, Actinopteri, Cichliformes, Cichlidae. The record is from RefSeq and is a predicted model, not a curated record.
AUGAAGCCGCAACUCUGGAAGACCCGGCUCAAUGAAUAUGGCAUGCGGCUCAAUACGAAAAAGACCGAAUACCUGGAAGGAGGCCCCCAAACUGAUGGCACCAUCAUAAUUGACAACGAAGAGCUGAAGAAGACAAAAGAGUUCCGCUACUUGGGCUCAGUCAUCAGUUUGACUUUGUUCAGUGGUUUACCAAGGACCGCAUGGCACCUGAACUCCUACAAGAACAAAUCAUCAGUGCUGAGAGCCAUAGAAGAUCUACAACAAACUGGUGGACGCACCAACACAGGAGUAGCUCUGAAACACAUCCUCCAUAACCAGUUUAAACCCACUGUGGGAAUGCGCCCAGACUCCAGAAAGAUUGCUGUUCUGAUCACAGACGGGGAAUCCUACGAUGAAGUACUUCUUCCCUCAAAGAACCUGAGAGACACCGGCAUCGAGGUCUACACUAUCGGUGUGAAAUACGCCAGUCUGAGGGAACUGUUGUUGAUCAGCUCUGAUCCGGAUAAAGUUUACUUCGCCAACAGUUUUGACUCUCUCCAGGACAACACAUUCACCAUCGACUUCUCUAACAGUGUUAAUGUGUUAGACUCUGUCAGGCUGCUGAAUGGUUCCAGUCUGUGUUCAGGCAGACUGCAGGUGAAGUCUAACCAGAGAUGGUCCUCAGUGUGUGAAGAUGACUUUGACCUGCAGGAUGCAGAGGUGGUCUGCAGGGAGCUUGGCUGUGGGCCUCCUUCGCUCCUCCAGGGGGCGCUCUAUGGAGAAGUGGAGGCUCCAGUGUGGAGCAGAGAGUUCCAGUGUGGAGGCCAUGAGUCUGCUCUCCUGGACUGUAGAAGCUCAGGCUCAGUGAGAAGCAGCUGCUCACCUGGCAAAGCUGCUGGACUCACCUGCUCAGAGCCUGUCAGGUUGGUGGGAGGAGCCAGUCGCUGUGCAGGUACACUGGAGGUGAGACGAGGAGAGUGGAGACCAGUGGCGAUGGAAAUCUGGAACCUGAAGGAUGCAGCUGCUGUCUGUGGACAGAUGAACUGUGGUUCUGCUGUUUCUGUAGGAAAUACACAGAGUUCUUCACAGAGGUCGGUGUGGUGGGUGGAGUCACACUGUGUUCAGGCUGGAUAUGCUCUGAAAGAGUGCGCAUCAGCAGAUCGCUCUUCCUCCACCCUUGAUAUCACCUGUUCAGACUCUGUCAGGCUGCUGAAGGGUUCCAGUCUGUGUUCAGGCAGACUGCAGGUGAAGUCUAACCAGAGAUGGUCCUCAGUGUGUGAAGAUGACUUUGACCUGCAGGAUGCAGAGGUGGUCUGCAGGGAGCUUGGCUGUGGGCCUCCCUUCGCUCCUCCAGGGGCACUCUAUGGAGAAGUGGAGGCUCCAGUGUGGAGCAGAGAGUUCCAGUGUGGAGGCCAUGAGUCUGCUCUCCUGGACUGUAGAAGCUCAGGCUCAGUGAGAAGCAGCUGCUCACCUGGCAAAGCUGCUGGACUCACCUGCUCAGAGCCUGUCAGGUUGGUGGGAGGAGCCAGUCGCUGUGCAGGUACACUGGAGGUGAAACAGGGACUGUGGAGAUCUGUGGAGGCCUCAGGCUGGACCCUGAUGGAUGCAGCUGUAGCCUGCAGAGAGCUGGACUGUGGCUCUGCUGUUUUAACAGGAAGCAGAAAUGCAUCCUGGGAUGGACCAACGUGGAAGAUCAAACCUGCCUGUGUUAAAUCUGGAUCUACACUGAGGGAGUGUGCCACAUCAUCCCAGUCACCCACCGUCCUGGAGCUCAUCUGCUCAGCCAAUCAUCUCAGCGUCCUUCUCGUCCAAUGA